GAGCAGAACUAAGAUAGCCGCCGUACGUCGCGUUUGUCUAAUUAGUUUUAUUUAGCUAAACCUACCACACGCACGUUUACUGAAAAAAAAAAAUUUUGGGUACAUUUUCGGUUGUUCCUUUCCGUUAACUGUUUUUUUAGUUAUUUAUUUUGUUCGUAAUCGAAAUAUUGGUUUUUCGAUUGCCACAUUUUGGCUUUUUAAGUAGUUGCAAGUACUGUGGAAAAUGUGUCAAGAUAAAGUGGCCGAUAGUGUGUAUAGUGAAAUGGAUUUUCAUGUACAUUAAAGCGCUGCGUUUGGAUACAUAUACAUACAAAAUACUUUACAAGAGGAAAACGCGGAAGGGAGUGAAACACUAGAUUUCAUCAUCUUCCAAAACCUCCUGCCAAUAAACAAUAAUGAAAUUAUCAUGGGGUUGGGCCUUUGACGGUGUCAAUGCGUCAAUCCCUCGAAAUACCGGACCAGAAUGCUCGGAAUAUCUGUCAAUUAAACGGCAUUGGAUCGAAGGCGUGAUAGUCUGUUUUAUGUGCUGCUGUGCACUGAAAUGGGCCGUAAAAAAUUCGAAAGCGUUAAAGGUGAAUUAUUCGACGGUGCACUCAAUGACGGCCGGAAAGCAAUUGCUGCAAAUUGUAAUGACGUUUACGCUGGGACUGGAAUUGGGAUUUAAAUUGAGUCAACGAUCUGUCAUUUAUAUAUUAAAUCCGUGUCAUAUCACAACAAUUAUACAGAUUUAUCUACUAGCAGCUAGACCAUGCAAGUCAACCACAGCCCUAUUUCGCAUACAUUUAAAUUACUUAAAUGGACCGCUGUUAGCAUACGUUUUCCCCGAAAUUGAAUCUCGAACAAUACCAUUUGAGGCCUGUACAUACUAUAUACAACAUGGGCUGAUGUUUAUCAUUCCAAUAUAUUUAUUGCGACAAGGCGGUGCAUACAAUAUGGAAGAUUUAUGUGAUAUGAAAUGGAAUAUAAUUGGAUAUUCUUUGCUAUUAAUUUAUCAUUUCAGCAUUCUUGUGAUAUUUGCUGUUCCAAGUCAAAUAAAUCUGAAUCACGUACUUUGCCCAGCAUUAUCGGACCCAUUUCAAACGACCAACUUUCGUCUAUGUGCAGUUGUACACGAGGCAUUGCUCUGUACGCUCUUGUGUAAGAUUUAUUGUAUCGUAUUUCGACCAACAAAUCCAAAUUUAAACUUUACCGUUAAUAUAAUUGACAAAAGUAAUGCAACAGUUUUAUCGAAUGACAAUACAGGUUGUGAUGAUGAUAUUCAUGAUUAUCAGAAACGAAAUCAUGUUGAGAAAAUGGAUUAAAAAAAAUUGGACUAAUGUGUUAA
Bradysia coprophila is the source of this 1324-nucleotide messenger RNA. Its product is annotated as transmembrane protein 164. NCBI's taxonomy places the organism in Eukaryota, Metazoa, Arthropoda, Insecta, Diptera, Sciaridae. The record is from RefSeq and is a predicted model, not a curated record.